UAAUUGGGUAUUACUUUUGUCAUUACUUACUCCACAAAGAUCUUGUACUCAGAUCUCCAGUUUCUUCUUUUAGCUGCUCUCUAUCUCUAUUCUCUCUCCUAUUGAAAAGGUUUGCAUUUCAUUAGAUUCUAAUUGGUUCUUUUAUGUCUGAAUUUCAUGGGUUUUGAGAGACUUUUGAUUAAGAAUAGUGGGUUUGUGUAAAUUGAUUGAAUAGUUAACUAAGUUGAUGGGUUUUUUGGGUUGAUGUUUGAUUCAUGAUUUUUGUUGGGUUUGUUAAAGUUGGGAACUUUAAUUGAUUUUAAUCAAGGGUUUGUGGUAGAAUCUAGAAAUUUAGUUAGUGAUAGUCUAUUAUUGAUAAGUACUAUUGCGAGUAAGUUAUGGUCUUACCUGAUCAAGCUUUAAUUUGAUUAUGGAAGCAAUUAUAUAUUAUUAUUGUGCAUAAUUUAAGUCAAAGAUGAAUAGUUCUUAGCUUGUUUAUUAUUAUGCUAGCUUGUAUUAUUCAUCUUAUAUAAUUGUUCUAGAUUGGACACAUAUGGAGUUGUUUGAGCUAAUAUUCAAUUGAUUGGGGUAUAUAAUUGGAGAUUUGCUGGAAUAAUUUAAUAAUAGUGAUGAUGAUUGUAGGAAAUUAUAUAUAAAGCAUUGUCUGAACUAGUUAGUACGUUGUAUUAGAUAUGGGGAGCAGCUCUAAGACUAUAGUUUGGUUUAGAAGGGAUUUAAGGAUUGAAGACAAUCCUGCCUUGGCUGCAGCAGCCAGGGAUGGUAGUGUAUUGCCUGUGUACAUAUGGUGUCCAAAGGAAGAAGGGCAAUUCUACCCUGGCCGAGUUUCGAGGUGGUGGUUAAAGGAAUCCUUGAUCCAUUUGGAUCAGUCAUUGAGGUCACUUGGUGUUGAACUCGUGUUGAUUAAGGCGGAGAGUACCCUUGAUGCCAUGUUGGAAUGCAUCAAUGCCACUGGCGCGAAUAAAGUGGUGUUUAAUCGCCUUUAUGAUCCUGUUUCACUUGUUCGUGAUCAUAACAUCAAGCAGAAACUUGGAGAACUAAACAUUUCUGUGCAUAGCUAUAAUAGAGAUUUGUUGUACGAGCCAUGGGAAGUGUAUGAUGAAAAAGGACAUGCUUUUACGACAUUCGCUCCUUUCUGGGACAAGUGCCUGAACAUGCAUAUGGAUCCCGCUUCAUUUCCUACUCCAUGGCGUCUUGUGCCAGCAACAGGAUCAUUCAAGAAGUUUUCAAUUAGGGAUUUGGGUCUUGAGAAUGAUUCAGAAAAAUCGAGCAAUGACUUGUUAAAAAGAGCUUGGUCUCCAGGUUGGACCAAUGCUAAUAAGGCACUCACGGAGUUUGUUGAGCAGCAUCUGCUUGAAUACUCAAAAUGCAGGGUAAAGGUUGGAGGGAAUUCAACAUCACUGUUGUCCCCUUAUCUGCAUUUUGGGGAGUUGAGUGUAAGAAAAGUUUUCCAUAGUGUGCAAAUGAAGCUGAUGGUGUGGGCAAAUGAAGGGAACAGUUGUGGUUUGGAAAGUGCAAAUAUGUAUCUAAGGGCUAUUGGAUUCAGAGAAUAUUCUCGAUACCUUUGUUUUAACUUCCCGUUCACCCAUGAAAGAUCCUUGCUGAGCAACCUGAAGUAUUUCCCUUGGAAUUCAGAUCAGACGCUUUUCAAGGCUUGGAGACAAGGUCGAACUGGAUAUCCACUGGUUGAUGCGGGAAUGAGAGAGCUUUGGGCAACUGGGUGGACUCACAACAGGAUGAGAGUAAUAGUGGCAAGUUUCUGUGUGAAAUUUCUGCUGCUUCCUUGGAGGUGGGGAAUGAAAUACUUUUGGGAUACACUUCUGGAUGCUGAUUUAGAAUGUGAUAUACUAGGUUGGCAGUAUAUCUCUGGGAGCUUACCAGAUGGUCACGAUCUACACCGUCUGGAUGACCCAGAGCUUCAAGGUUCUAAAUAUGAUCCGGAAGGGGAAUAUAUUCGGCAAUGGCUACCAGAACUAGCAAGAAUGCCAGCAGAGUGGAUUCAUCAUCCAUGGGAUGCACCUGCUACAGUUCUAAAAGCUGCAGGAGUGGAGUUGGGAUUCAAUUAUCCAAAACCAGUCAUUGAGAUAGACACAGCCAGAGAAAAUCUGACCGAGGCCAUAUGUUUGAUGCAAGGAAAGGCAGGAGCUGAAGAAACAAAUGGCACAAAUGAAGUUGUAGUCGACAGCUUCGAGAAGGGUGGAAACACAGGAGAUACAAGGUUUGAUAACUCUGAAAUUUUCAGGAAAUCAUCUAUACCAGAGGUUGUCUUGAAUGGAAAACCAAGUUGUAUUAGUGGGUCAUCUCGUGAUCAACGGGUUCCCUCUAUGCAAAAUAUGACUAAUAAUCUCUUGCCAAAUGGGAAGAGACCGAGAAUUACUGUAGAAGAUCGAGCACCUGAACCUAAUAUGAAUGCUUGCUAUGAAAAUACUGAAGCACUAAGUGUCCAGGAAGAAGACAUGUGCUCUACAGCUGAAUCUUCAUCAGCUAAGAAACAGACGACCAGCAGUUUUUCCUUCUGUGUCCCACAUGGUUGUUCUGUAUCAUCAAAAGGAAAGGAAUUGUUAGAUUGCGAAUCUUCUGAUGUGAAGCCACCCUGGAAAGAACAUGUAGAUGAAGAGUAGAGUUCAAGUUGGGAAGGUUUAUACUGUAGUUUCUCUCAGAAUAAUCCCUUUCUUAAGAAGAAUAGAGAGCACUUAGACAAUCUUAGCAGCUGCAGGAACAGCUGCGCGGUUUUAUAGUUUACAAUACAAGCCUUGUUCGGAUGAUGAAGUAGCCAUACAAAAAGCAAAAAAACAGAGUUCAAGUGAAGGUGGUCAGUAAUGCUGUUUCCUUUAUAUACUUGAUGUGUUAUGGUUUGCACAUUCUGAUGUAAGAUUAUUUAGAUAUGUCCAACUUGCUGUUCCAUUCGACUUAUGUCAAUUAGCAUCAUGACAUGUUUAUAAGGAAUACAAAUUAUGUUGUUUUCUUGACUUCUAAUUUAACUUCUUAUUGCUAGUUAAAUGUAUAAAGUUUGAUUUGUUUC
Chenopodium quinoa (quinoa) is the source of this 3019-nucleotide messenger RNA. Its product is annotated as cryptochrome-1-like. Gene Ontology annotation, cellular component: cytoplasm; nucleus. The transcript has 4 exons. Lineage: Eukaryota; Viridiplantae; Streptophyta; Magnoliopsida; Caryophyllales; Amaranthaceae. The coding region runs from base 672 to 2618 and encodes 648 amino acids. Gene Ontology annotation, molecular function: FAD binding; DNA binding; blue light photoreceptor activity. Gene Ontology annotation, biological process: entrainment of circadian clock by photoperiod; blue light signaling pathway; circadian regulation of gene expression. The record is from RefSeq and is a predicted model, not a curated record.